UAUGUCUAAUUAGCAUUCACAUGAAACCGAAUGAAUUUUCGUUAUUUCAGUACUAAAUAAUUUAUACAAAAUUUUGUUCAUACAGAACAUUUGAUCUGUUUCAUCAGAUUAAUCUUGUGCGAUAAGAUUUUCGAUCUGAUAAGACGAAUAUUCUAGUUUCUGAUGAUGUGUAACAUGAUCUAUUCUUGGUUACUACAUUCUAAACAUUUUGUGCAUCUCAGUAAAUGGUAAAAUUUUUUUAGACACUUAAAUCUAUUUUCAUUUUACUGGAAAUUUUUUACAAAGUGGAAAAUAUGUAUAUUUAACUGCUACGAAACACUGAGAGUAUUUAUCGCUAAGGUUAAUCAGAACAUCGAAAGGAGGUUGCUAAAUUUUAGUAUAUUCACACUAAUUGUGUAAAAAUGUUCAAUUCCUGAGAAAUCUGAAGAUUUUCUUAAAUGAUUCACUAUUUAUGAAAGUACAACUUUCACUUUUUGACAUUUAAUGAAUACGGUACCUGUGGUGGUAGAUGCUGUGUAUUUACCUGCAGGCAAACUUGUUCAAUUUUAAAGGAUAAAUUAUUAAACAAUGGAAUCCUUUAAAUUAGAAAAUAUUUUAAACGAAAAAUACAAUAAAAAGCACGAUGGUUAUCUUCAAUAUGGAACAGCCGGCUUUAGAGCAGGGGCAGACCUUCUUGAUCAUGUUCUCUACAGAAUGGGAUUGCUAGCAGUUUUAAGGUCUAAAGAUAAAAAUGCUGUAAUUGGCUUAAUGAUUACUGCGAGUCAUAAUGUUGAAUCUGAUAAUGGAGUGAAACUUAUAGAUCCAGCUGGUGAGAUGUUGGAACCAGCUUGGGAACAGAUAGUCACUAACUUAGCUAAUGUCAAUGAUUCCAAUUUGAUUUCGACAAUACAACAGAUUAUAAAAGAACGAAACAUCGAUAUGUCUGUAAAUGCAACUGUAAUAACUGGUAGAGAUACUAGAAGAAGUAGCCCUGCAUUAUUAAAUGCUGCUAUCGCAGGGAUUCAAGGAUUAAAUGGUACUGUACAAGAUUUCGGUUUAAUAACUACUCCUCAAUUGCAUUACCUUGUUGUAUGUAUGAAUACGAAUGGUAGUUAUGGAGUGCCUACUUUAAACGGUUAUUACGAGAAACUGUCCAAAGCAUUUAAACAUGUAAGACAGGACAAAAUUAACAAUGGACAGUACGUCGCGGAAUUACAAUUAGAUGCUGCGAAUGGUAUAGGAGCUAUUGCUGUAAAAGAGUUCCACAAUUAUUUAGGGACGUCAAUUACAAUCGACGUAUACAAUGACGGAGAUGGUGAAUUAAAUUAUCUGUGUGGGGCUGAUUACGUCAAAGUGCAACAGCAACCACCUACGAACUUUCCUCUCAAACCAAAUGUUAGAUGCGUGACCGUGGAUGGUGACGCGGACAGAGUGAUUUAUUUCUAUCUCGACGAAAAUAAUCAAUUUCAUCUCUUGGACGGUGAUCGAAUAGCCACGUUGAUCGCCGCAUAUUUCAAAGAACUAUUGCAAGAAUGUCAGUUAUCAUUUAAACUUGGUUUGGUACAAACAGCGUAUGCCAACGGCGGAUCUACAGAUUACAUUUCAAAUGUAUUGAAAAUUCCUGUUGCAUGUGCAUCAACUGGUAUUAAGCAUCUACAUGGUAAAGCAUUAGAAUUUGACAUCGGAAUAUAUUUUGAAGCUAAUGGUCACGGAAGUGUACUUUUCAAAGAAUCGGUUGUUCAAACGAUUAAACAUGCCACCAUGAAUGCUCAACUACAGGCAAGUGAAAGAGAAGCUGCCUCUAAAUUAUUAAAUAUAAUAGACGUGAUUAACCAGACGGUCGGAGACGCUCUUAGUGAUAUGUUACUAGUAGAAACAAUCUUACACGCGAAAGGUUGGAGCAUUAUAGAAUGGAAAAAAAUGUACAAAGAUUUACCAAACAAACAAUUGAAAGUAAAAGUUAGUGAUAAAAAUGUUAUAACAACAACCAAUGCAGAGACGCAAUGUUUAACACCUGAAGGAUUACAGCAUGGAAUUGAUAAGAUUGUAUCGCAAUAUAAAAAGGGGCGAUCUUUCAUACGACCAUCGGGGACUGAAGACAUAGUACGAGUUUAUGCAGAGUGUGAAGAUACGUGUGAUCUUGACAAAUUAAUUACAGAAGUGGCACUAUUAGUAUAUAAAAAAGCAGGCGGAGUUGGACCCGAACCUUACUGCUCUUAACCAAUAUUUUUUUAUUAUAUCUAAUCAAUCUUCCACAUUGAUUUUAGAAUAUAAUUUUUAUGAAUUAGCGUAAGAGAUUCAUAUUCCGCUGUUUUUAAUAUGAUGAAUAUUUCUUUAGCUUUUAAUCGGAAACUAACUCUUGCUAUGAACUGAAACAAUUUUCAUGACUGUAUUGAAACAGUGUGAAAUUUUAAUCAAUUUUUAAUUGAGAUGCGAAAUCAUGUAUAAGGGAAAUGAUAUUUAAAUUGCAAUACUUUUGGAACAUGCUUCAUCCCAUUUUUAUAAGACAGUACAUACUGUAAUAUAUUAGAAUUAUAUUUUUUAUAU
Molecule: messenger RNA, 2526 nt
Organism: Ceratina calcarata
Lineage: Eukaryota; Metazoa; Arthropoda; Insecta; Hymenoptera; Apidae
Gene: nst
Product: phosphoglucomutase 3-like protein nst
Exons: 7
Coding region: 568-2199 (543 amino acids)
Biological process (GO): UDP-N-acetylglucosamine biosynthetic process; carbohydrate metabolic process
Molecular function (GO): phosphoacetylglucosamine mutase activity
Source: RefSeq, a predicted model, not a curated record